Messenger RNA from Pomacea canaliculata, 905 nucleotides. RefSeq lists its product as uncharacterized. The record is from RefSeq and is a predicted model, not a curated record. The coding region runs from base 340 to 786 and encodes 148 amino acids. The transcript is spliced from 2 exons. Lineage: Eukaryota; Metazoa; Mollusca; Gastropoda; Architaenioglossa; Ampullariidae.
ACAUAAUAUCAAGAUUGGCUACAUCAGCAACAUCAGGACAGAAUGGUUAGGAAGUGGGAGAGACAGAGAGAGGGAAAGAGAGAACAAAAACGGUGUUUCGAUAACGAUCAGUCUUCCGCCCGUUUUGAACCAGAUGGUGUGCUGUAGUUCCCCGUAGUCUCACAAAUUCAGUUUGACGCGAGCGCCUUGGCCAAUCCCCGACUUUCGAGAGCUCAUUAAAGGGAAGCAACUGCAGACAGUUUGCAGUUUGUCUCAAGGGGAAUAACUGGAGCCGGUGGCCGCGCGGACGGAGAAGACGAAGAACAGAAGCUAUCAUGCUCUCAGAGCGAACUGGGUGUCAUGGCUGCCACAGCAUCUUGCCAGGCCUGCGUUCGUCGACUUGCUGUCCGUCUGGUCUGCAUUCUGGGAUUAUUCUGCGCUGCGGAAGGCAACAAAGGAAUGAAAGUAAGCUCCUUUCAAGGCUUACCCAAUGUGCAGGAAGUGACGUGUUCAGGUGAAGAACUUGACCCGCAAGUUGACCUCUUCAACAUUGCCCUCUUUACCCUGAAGGACAUCCACGUUCUGUCGUCCGCCAACCUCAAGUCCCGGGAGUGCACGACAUCGUACGAGUUCGCAUCCUGUGAGAUCGACACCAAGAACGUGCGCAGGACCAAGGUGACGGUGCUGCUGGUGGGGCUGCGCGACAGUGAGUGGCGCUCAUUCGGCUGCGAGCUGACGGGCGUCAACCCCGACGGUCGCUCUCACAUCACCUCGUGGUCGAUGGAGAUCACAGGGACUCGUAAGUAGCCGCCAGAGGGUGCUGCUGCUGGUUCUCCCGACUCUCAGGAGACCCUGGGUAGUGAGCGUCGUUAAUAUUUCACUCUUCUCCGGUCGACUGCGGUCAGCUCCGGCCUUCCCACGUGACA